This is a messenger RNA of Coffea eugenioides, 894 nucleotides long. RefSeq names its product photosynthetic NDH subunit of subcomplex B 3, chloroplastic. Bases 78 to 602 code for a protein of 174 amino acids. Gene Ontology annotation, biological process: P450-containing electron transport chain. The record is from RefSeq and is a predicted model, not a curated record. Gene Ontology annotation, molecular function: 2 iron, 2 sulfur cluster binding. Lineage: Eukaryota; Viridiplantae; Streptophyta; Magnoliopsida; Gentianales; Rubiaceae. Gene Ontology annotation, cellular component: mitochondrion. The transcript has 6 exons.
AGAAAACAACAAAUAAAUGGUGUGGCCGAGGGAGAUAGAAUGGCCUUAACUAGAAAGAAUUGUUUCAUCAGCCAAGUAUGGCUACCAAGAACCUUGUCCCCAUAUCAUCACUAAGGCCACCAGACUUUUCCACCACCACCACUGGAAAACACCCAAAAUUCAGCACAUUUUCUCCAAGAAGAAAACCCUCCUCCAUUUCUUUAGCCACCAGUUCACCGGAAUCAUCCCCAGAAAUUCUUGAAAAGCCCGAAAUCGAGCUAGAAUUCAUUGGGCCUAAAGCAGGUGCAGAUGGGAAGUUCCCAGUGGAGAAAGCCAAAGCUAUAAGUGGAGAGAAGCUGCUGAGGAAUAUCAUGUUGGAUAACAAGAUUGAGCUCUAUGCCACGUAUGGAAAGCUGAUGAAUUGUGGGGGAGGUGGAAGUUGUGGAACCUGCAUUGUUGAGAUAGUUGAUGGAAAGGAUCUAUUGAGUGAGAGGACGAAUACAGAAUUUCGAUAUCUUAAAAAGAAGCCAGAGUCUUGGAGGUUGGCUUGCCAAACAAUUGUUGGAAAUAAAGAGAACUCUGGAAAGGUAGUGGUCCAGAGAUUGCCUCAGUGGAGAAAGUGAUACAAGAAAAUUAGACCACUAAGCACAGACAGCAGGGAAUUCACCAAGAGGAGAAGAAAGAGGAGUGUCUUGUUUAGUGACUUGCAAUCAGAACAAUUUUGGAGAUGCCUUGGUGGAAAACAACGGUAAAGGAAUUAGUUAAUUGUUCAACAGUGACAAAUAUUAGCAGGUUUCUAUUGGCAAGAUGAAGUGCUUAAAUUUGCUUUAAUUGACUAAUGAGGACAAAAUAGAAAACAGAAAACCAGCCCUUCAAUGUUUUACUAAUAGAACAGCAUUUUAGCAGAUUCUUAAA